Plectropomus leopardus (leopard coralgrouper) is the source of this 1753-nucleotide messenger RNA. RefSeq names its product cathepsin Z (gene ctsz). The record is from RefSeq and is a predicted model, not a curated record. Lineage: Eukaryota; Metazoa; Chordata; Actinopteri; Perciformes; Serranidae. Gene Ontology annotation, molecular function: cysteine-type peptidase activity. Gene Ontology annotation, biological process: proteolysis.
UUAUCAGCACUGAGUUCAUCCAGAGACUCUUUACUGGUAAGGCUGUCUCUGCCGCAACCCCAGCCUUCACCUCCUCUGUCUCCUCCCGGUAAGCGUUACUCGGUUCACGGGCCGCCGGCCGCCUGCUCGGUGUUUUAAAGAUGGCUCGGACAGUUUUGGUUGUCCUGUUUUCAGUCGUGCUGUCCGGUGUGAGCGCCGGAGUGUUUUUCAACAAGAAGCAGCCGUGUUAUGUCCGCACACCGAGGAAAAACGGCUUCGGACUACAGACUGGCCCACUUCCUCAUGAGUACUUAAACAUUUCUGAUCUGCCCAAAUCAUGGGACUGGAGAAACAUCAAUGGCACCAAUUAUGUGAGCACGACCCGCAACCAGCACAUUCCUCAGUACUGCGGUUCCUGCUGGGCCCACGGCAGCACCAGCGCCAUGGCAGAUCGCAUCAACAUUAAGAGGAAAGGAGCUUGGCCGUCUGCCUAUCUCUCAGUCCAGCAUGUGAUCGACUGUGGUGACGCUGGCAGUUGCCAUGGGGGAGAUCACAGUGGAGUGUGGGAGUAUGCUAACACGCACGGGAUCCCAGAUGAGACAUGCAACAACUACCAGGCUAAAGACCAAGACUGCAAACCCUUCAAUCAAUGUGGCACCUGCACCACCUUUGGAGUGUGCAACAUUAUCAAGAACUACACCAUGUGGAAAGUGGGAGAUUACGGAUCUGUCAGCGGGAGGGAAAAGAUGAUGGCAGAGAUCUACGCUAGAGGACCAAUCAGCUGUGGGAUUAUGGCCACAGACAAGCUGGACGCCUACACCGGAGGUCUCUACUCUGAAUAUCAGGAGGAAGCUUUCAUCAAUCACAUCGUGUCAGUGGCUGGAUGGGGAGUGGAGGACGGUGUUGAAUACUGGGUUGUGCGCAACUCCUGGGGAGAGCCAUGGGGUGAGAAGGGCUGGCUCAGGAUUGUGACCAGUGAUUACAAGGGAGGGAGUGGAAGCAAAUACAACCUGGCGUUGGAGGAGGACUGCAUGUACGGAGACCCAAUCGUCCCCAAGGCCUACCUGUAGAAAGGACAAGCACCAAAACGUGUCAGAGGUCGUCAGUGCACUGCGCAUAUGUCUUCCUGUCCUGGGCAGUGGGAGAGCUUUUAUUUGUAAAAUGCAGAAAAGGGAAUAUGAUAUGAUGAUGAAUAAGAUUUUUUUUAAAAAAAGAGAUCUAUUUUUUACACUUGUAAUCAGGGGCUCAAAUUUCAGUGCCAAGGUCUUCCAGCUGGAUACGAGACCUGCUUGAAUUGAAGCUGAUUGUUUUAUUUUUAACACAGUGAUGUCUCCUGGCUGUAAUGGGCUGAACUGAGUGAGAGGAGUGAAACACAUCAGUGCAUCUAAUUUCUGCAAAAUUCAAGCAGUGCAUGCUGAAUGGCCAUAAUAGACACUAAAAGAUGCAAGGAAUAAUUCAGUUUUACAUCACCAAGAGGACAUUGGCAGCAUUUUAUAGAUUAGAUUUUUUUCAUAUUGAAUUAGCCAAAGAGCACAGUGUUUAUUAUUUGUCCUGCACUGCUGCAACUCUUAAUGUCUUCAGUGUGUGGUGUUAUGUAUCGACAAUAUUGCACUGCACUGAUGAAGUGUGCCUUACAUGCACUGGCAUUCAAGUUAAAAUAAAUGUAAUUUUUUUUUUCACACUGAACAAUCUACACAUUGGAAAUUCUGGGAAAAUUGCAAUCUUUGUUUAGUUGCUCAAAACUUUGCCAAUAAACACAACACUUACAAACAAA